This is a messenger RNA of Mya arenaria, 1191 nucleotides long. RefSeq names its product cell death abnormality protein 1-like. Gene Ontology annotation, molecular function: scavenger receptor activity. Bases 1 to 1077 code for a protein of 358 amino acids. Lineage: Eukaryota; Metazoa; Mollusca; Bivalvia; Myida; Myidae. The record is from RefSeq and is a predicted model, not a curated record. The transcript is spliced from 9 exons.
AUGGAGGCUCUAGGAUUUUCCUUAUCCAUUGUCUUGGCAACACCCUUGAGUCUCUCCCACUAUAGAUCAAACAAAGGUGCUCGUUUUGGAAUAUACUGCCAGUGUGUCCCUGUGCAAUCGCUGUUUGUAGACUUUGAGAUGAGCAAAGUCACCAAUGUGUUCCCGGAGAUUAUGGACCAGGAUGUACAUCACGUUGUGGUCAAUGUACUGGAGGAAACACAACGUGCAACACGGACAACGGACACUGUCCAGAUGGCCUGUUCCCCCGGAGAGUAUGGCCAAGAUUGUUCAUCCAACUGUGGUCAUUGUCGUGAUGGCAACACUACAUGUAACAAUGGCAACGGGCAGUGUCCAGACGGAUGUACCGCUGGGUACAAAGGAUCCUUGUGCAACUCCCCAUGUGACCCCGGAGAGUAUGGACUAGGGUGUAUAUCAUACUGUGGCCAGUGUCGUGAUGGCAACACCACGUGCAACACGGACAAUGGCUAUUGCCCACAUGGGUGUACAUCUGGAUACAAACGGCAGUUGUGUAUUAUAUCCUGCGCUUCCGGAGAGUUUGGACCAAACUGUUCAUCAAACUGUGGGUAUUGUCAUGGCGGCAACACCACGUGCAACUCGUACAACGGACACUGUCAAGCCGGAUGUGCUGCUGGAUACAAAGGAGACUUGUGUAAAACCAAAUGUGACAAACAUUACUUUGGGAUUAACUGCAACAGCACAUGCCAUUGCGAUGAAUGCGAUAAAGAGGACGGAUCUUGUGGAGUAUAUUCUUGUUUCAGUGGAUGGAUCGGCGAUACUUGCUCAGAACCAAUGCAAGCUAAUCAGAACACAAGAAAAGAUCAGUCGAUCCAACAAGGAAAUACCGCAGUUGUUGUUGUUGCUGCUGUUGCAUCAACUUUGCUGUUUGUUUCAAUCGUUACAAAUGUAGUCCAGUAUUGCAGAAGGAAGUCAAUACACAUGAAAUGUAAAGAAAAGACAGAUACUGAUAAUUACACAGCACCUGGACCACCCGUUUCAUCUGAUUACGACAGCCUUGAUGUUACAGAGCUGAGUUCAACCCGAGGAAAAAGCCAUUAAAGUAAAUGAGGGCAUGAUGUAUAAUUGACCAUAUUGUCUUCAACAAAAGCUUAUGUUAAUGCUAUUGUUUGUGUGAUUUAGCCAGUCUAUUAUGUGUUAAAGUUACCUGUAAUG